This is a messenger RNA of Trichomonas vaginalis G3, 852 nucleotides long. RefSeq lists its product as uncharacterized. The coding region runs from base 1 to 852 and encodes 283 amino acids. The transcript has a single exon. The record is from RefSeq and is a predicted model, not a curated record. Lineage: Eukaryota; Parabasalia; Trichomonadida; Trichomonadidae.
AUGAGUGAAGGAAUUUCUCUUGAUGUGUUUAUACUUUUGAUUAUUGUAGUAAUAGCAAUUUUUAUAUUACUAGUAAUCACGUCUUUUCAAGUGUAUUUUAGUGAUACAACACCAGCAGAAUUACAGAUUUACAGUGUGAUUCGAAAUAAAGAUACACCACAAUAUAUAGAAAAUCCAGAAAUAAAUGUCGAACCAUCCAAAAAAAUAAAUUUAACCAUAACUGUACAAGUAAAUGCCCACAAAAUUCAAGAAGCUAAAGUAGAAAUUGAACAAUAUAUCGAAAAACUCAAUAAUUCACCAAUCCAAAAUAAAUCAUUCGAAAUACUUUGUAUUUUCCCAGCAGAUUCUCCAUUGAUUAAGCGUUUUGAUGAAUUAAAAGUUUCUAUACCAAAUUGCAGGUAUUUUAUCAGUCAGAAUGACGUUAUCGAGAACUUUAAACUCAGUGUGCUCUAUGCUAAAGGAAAUUAUGUUAUUAAUUCCAAAUUUAUGGAUCAAGAAUUGUUCGACUUCCAAAAUUACGAAAAACAGUUCAUUAUUCUUGCUACACCUAUGAAUUCAGUUAGUUUACCAUUUUACAACAAAAUUUGCUAUAGUAUUCCGAUUUUUAUUUAUAAACCAGCUGGAAUGAUUAUAUUUUCAAGAUUACACUCAACUGGCCAAAAAGCAGCACCAGAAAUAGACCUACUUUCCCGCAAAUGCUCAUUAACAAUCUAUAACAAAGUUUAUAUAUUUUCUGAUUUCAAUCCAUCAUUAUUCUAUUCAAUUUAUUCAAGCAUUUGGCUGAAGGUGAUUAAUAUUUUGUAUAAAUUACAAGUAUGGACUGUUGGAAAGAAAAAGAGAAAAUAUAAUUAA